Molecule: messenger RNA, 267 nt
Organism: Enterobius vermicularis (human pinworm)
Lineage: Eukaryota; Metazoa; Nematoda; Chromadorea; Rhabditida; Oxyuridae
Source: the annotation of a GenBank genome assembly
AUGAUGCAUUAUUUAGGAUUAGGGAAGAUUCCUGGUACUAUAUAUGACAGAAGACCUACAGAAAUAAGCGUUUCGAAGUGCACAUAUGAGGGAAAAUAUGGAACUGCUGAUUACGUAGAACCUAUUCCAACGUCUAUGAUUUUGAAUGGAACGUUGAAGUUAUACGUCUAUCUCAAAACUGACCCAGGGAGGAGAGAAGUGUUGAAUGUUAUCGACCUGAGGGUAGUCCAGCGAGAAAAGAAACCGCACAGAUUGGCUGUUUGUACA